UUUGAAUUGGCUGGUUCCAUCUUCUCACCUGGCAGGUGAGGCGUCAGUGGGAGGGUUCGCCAAUGACCUCCGGUGGCUUUUGUCCAGCCCUAUGGCUCUGGGCAGGAAAGGCUGCUCUGCGAGCCUCUCACAGAGCGUUCACAGGAAAUGGCUGCUAGCUUCUACGUCCCUGCAGGUCAGGUGAGGUCUGUUGACACCAACGACCCUGAAGAAGAAGUCUCUGCUCCUCGGCCUGGGGAGGCGGGCUGGUGACCGCGCCUGAAACACAGCAACAAGCUCCUGGACGGCGAUGGGGAGCAGAAAGGAGCUUCCAGCAACUCCGGGUUCAGGCUUUGUAGGGGAGGCUCUGCUGAAUGCCCCGCUACGCGCGCGCUCAGCUCUUUGUGGGCAUGGGGCAGCGGCUAGGCACUGAGUGGGGGAAAAAGCCUUCCUGGCAGCAUCAGCUUUGCGCUUUCCUUCUGUCUCUCUAUACAACUCUAAGUCAUUAAUGGUGGCAGCCUCACCCUUCCUCUACCCCCUCCUCUACUCGAUUGUCUUCUUACCCACAGGGAAGCCCCGGCUCCGAGAACCGGAGCCGCUGAGCUUCCGCGUGGCCCCGGCAACUUCCCCCUGUCCCCCGGGAACUCUCUGGCCAGCCGCCCAGCCCUAGUUGGGGUUCUGGAGUGGAGACAGACACUCCGCCUGCCCCCCCCGCCCCGCCCGCGCACACCUGCGGUUCCAUUUUCAAGUGAUGGCUUUGGUGAUGUCGCCAGUCACCCCGGCCUCCGGAAGAGAAGGACAAACAGACUGACAGCAGUGACCAGCACCACCAAAUCUGGUGUUUCAGGGCCCUCCGCACCGUUUGCCCGCGAAGGGGCGUGGCCCCGGGGGCCCAGCGUGGGAGCCAGACUCAUUCCUGCUCUCAGCAGCGCUGCCCGUCGACAAGGUCUGGGGCGGGGCGGACGGAGCAGUGAUUUAAGAGGCUCGACUUGGAGACAGGAGGACCCGAGCCAAUGGAGACUGCCAGAGACUACGCGGGAGCCCUUAUCAGGCCCCUGGCAUUCGUGGGACUGCAGACCAGGAAGGCCUUGCUGACACCCCUCAUGCAUCCGGCUCGCCCUUUCCGGGUCUCAAACCAUGACCGAAGCAGCCGGCGUGGGGUGAUGGCCAGCACCCUGGAGGAGCUUAUCAGCAAGACUCUGAAUGUCCUGGCUAUCACAGCUGGCCUGGUCACGCUGGUGCUGGAGGAGGAUGGUACCGUGGUGGACACAGAGGAGUUCUUUCAGACCUUAAGGGACAACACACAUUUCAUGAUCCUGGAAAGGGGACAGAAAUGGACCCCGGGCAGUAAGUAUGUCCCCGUCUGCAAGCAGCCAAAGAAGUCGGGAAUAGCCAGAGUCACCUUCGACCUCUACAGGCUGAAUCCCAAGGACUUCCUCGGCUGCCUCAACGUCAAGGCCACCAUGUAUGAGAUGUACUCAGUGUCCUACGACAUCAGGUGCACAAGCGUCAAGGCCAUGUUAAGAAGUCUGCUGCGGUUCCUCUCCUAUGCGGCUCAGGUGGUAGGACAGUUCCUGGUCUACGCAGGCGCACAUAUGCUCCGGGCUCUGGGCGAUACAGAGGAGCAGCCGUCGCCCAAGCCUAGCACCAAGGGCUGGUUCAUGUAAUCAGGUCAAGCUCCGGAGGGCCAGGGGCCCACUUUUCUUGUAAAUUCACUGCCUUUCUGUAGAGGCUGUGGGCAGCCAAAAGAAGGAAGGGGCCUCGGUGGUGCACAGUGCAGGGGGAAAGGAGGCAGACGGGCCCUCUCAGGGCUUUAGGAAGGGACUGUCAGUGGAAUGUCUGGGAGCAGCGUGCAUAUGAAUUAGAUACUUUGCAUCUUUGCCUAUGGUAAUAAAACUGAUCA
Molecule: messenger RNA, 1882 nt
Organism: Meriones unguiculatus (Mongolian gerbil)
Lineage: Eukaryota; Metazoa; Chordata; Mammalia; Rodentia; Muridae
Gene: Cidea
Product: cell death inducing DFFA like effector a
Exons: 5
Coding region: 993-1646 (217 amino acids)
Biological process (GO): regulation of apoptotic process; lipid storage; apoptotic process
Cellular component (GO): lipid droplet
Source: RefSeq, a predicted model, not a curated record